Molecule: messenger RNA, 1155 nt
Organism: Phytophthora nicotianae INRA-310
Lineage: Eukaryota; Oomycota; Peronosporomycetes; Peronosporales; Peronosporaceae
Exons: 6
Coding region: 1-1155 (384 amino acids)
Source: RefSeq, a predicted model, not a curated record
AUGGCUGCAGCAUUUAGAGCAGUGUGGUCGCAGCUACUGAAGGAGGGGUGGAAAUCCAGCAGGCCAAGGGGGCUGGAGACCGACUAUACGUACCUUCGCCCCGGCAAGACCAAGGCAGACGUGAGGGGCGUGGACUACUUCGUAGGUGACGAGGAACUGCUGAAGUAUCUGGACAGGCUAGCUCUCGAGGAGGUGAGACAGAAGAAGGCCAAGACAACGACACACGCUCUCCCAUCUGCAUCGUCAUCUAACAAUGCUGGAGCUGCUAGAGGAGAGGGAACGUCAUGUACUGCUGCGGACGCUCGAGCAGAUAACCUAGCCAAUGUGGAUCUGCAUUCAGGGGCGGUGCCGAGAAUCACAGGUGGUACAACGCCUGAACAAGUACACACACCAAAUGAAGACGACGCAGACAUACAGAAUAACGCGUCUGAGGUUGUACAGCCGCUGCAACAAGGUGAUCCCCAGCGUAACUUGAACGCGAAAUUUGCUGAAGUGGCCUCGGAGAGUGGUAUUGAGCGCACGGGUAUACUCUGCCCUACAUCACUACACAUUGAAGACAGUAGUUCAAGCAGUGAGACGGAGGUUGAUGAUGGUCGACGCGAUACCAAUCUCUCAGAUGAUUCUCCAGACACCGACAUCAACGUUACCAGAGCUGGCGAUAGCUCGGAGGACUACAUGGCCUUUGAUUCAGACGGCGAGAAUGAUGAUGGCUUCGAUAACAACGAUGAAGAUCUUGAUUUUAAGGCACCCGAUCCAUAUGACGAUGACAUUGCAGCCCCUCCUGACAUGAUGUUCGGUGAUGACCUCCUUGCUGCUGUUGGCGGUGUCGACGGCAUUACUGUGGAGGCUUUUGGGCAGAGGAAUAAAGCUCAUAUUCUUCGUGAAAUCUCAAACAGUGGAUGGUCUGAUGCUAAAACUCAAGAACCUUAUCCCUACAUGGAUGGUCCCUACGAAACCCGCCCUCCCAAUUCAAUGUAUCACGACUAUCCUGGUCUGUACGACGGAGACUAUGGACCAACCCCGGAGGCCCUGGCUGCGGCAUCAACCCCGAUGACCAGCUUCUUCUUCUUUAUGACUCCGCGAUUGUGGGACGACAUUGCUAUGACUAGUGAAGCGUACUUUCAUGAGAAGUUGGAAGAGCGCGUCGCCGUGUAG